AUGGCUUUUGCAGCCUUUUUCCUGUUCUUGUCGGCUGCAGCGCCAGAUCUUCAUGUAGUGGAGCCGAUUUCGAUGACUACCACGUUGUUUUUCAUCCUUUUCGGUGGAUUCGUGGUCACAAAAGGGAACAUUCCGGACUAUUUGGUGUGGCUGUACUGGUUGAAUCCCGUGGCUUGGUGUGUUCGCUCUUUGGCUGUGAGUCAGUACAGUGACUCACGCUUCGACACUUGUGUCUAUGGAGAUGUGGAUUACUGUGAAAAAUACGGUAUGACGAUGGGCAAGUACUCGUUGAGUUUGUUUGAGAUCCCGUCAGAAACGUACUGGAUUUGGUACGGUUUGGUCUUCAUGGUCUGCGCGUACGUGUUCUUUAUGUCACUUUCGGUAUUUUUUCUCGAGUACCGACAAUUCGAAGGACCUGAACACGUAUUUAUUAACGAUGACGACAUAGCGACAACCAACGCAACUGGUGGUUAUAACCUUGUUAAAACACCACGUGGAGCACAAAAUGACACGACAAUGAUCGAUGUGCCAGUACGAGAGAAAAAUUUCAUCCCGGUUACCAUUGCCUUUAAGGAUUUAUGGUAUACCGUUCCAGACCCACAUAAUUCGAAAGAGUGGAUCGAUUUACUCAAAGGAAUCAGCGGAUUCGCUCUACCUGGGACUAUCACUGCGCUGAUAGGGUCUUCAGGUGCUGGUAAAACGACGUUAAUGGAUGUGAUCGCUGGUCGGAAAACUGAAGCUAUUCGACGCUCUACGGGAUACUGCGAGCAGAUGGAUGUACAUUCAAUGGCGUCUACAUUCCGUGAAGCUUUGACGUUCAGUGCAUUCCUACGUCAAGGCGCCGAUGUAUCAGACAGCAAGAAGUACGACUCGAUGAAGCGACUGACUAUUGGAGUGGAAUUAGCAGCCCAGCCCAGUAUUAUUUUCCUGGAUGAACCUACGAGUGGUUUGGAUGCUCGAUCGGCAAAGUUGAUCAUGGAUGGACCGAAGUAUUCCAAGUAUUCGACAGUCUUUUACUGCAAAAAUCGAGGUGGUGAAAGCGUAUUCUUCGGUGAUCUUGGAGAAAACGCUGUGAACUUGAUCGACUACUUUGAAUGCAUUGACGGCGUCCAGAACCUACAGAGUAACUAUAACCCGGCUACGUGGAUGUUGGAAAUGACUCCCACAAAAGUGAUGGUCAUGUACAUCAUACCCAUUCCCGAGUUGAUCCCCUGCGCAACAAAGUCGGUCUUGUCGCCGCUGUUAUUGCCAACACCAGCGCCAAUCACUUCGUUCCAUAGUAUUUUACCGAUUGCAGACGAAGGCCGAGCUAGUUUCUAUCGUGAACGAGCUGCCCAGACGUACAAUGCCUUCUGGUAUUUUAUCGCAUCAAGUUUGGCCGAGAUUCCGUACGCUUUUGCCGCUACGCUAUUGUUCAUGGUCGGCUUCUAUCCGUCCGUGGGCUUUACUGGAGUGGGGUCGUUUUUCCUCUACUGGUUCAACAUGUCGCUUCAUGUACUGUUGCAAGCGUAUAUUGGCGAGUUCAUGAUGUACAUUCUACCCAGUAUGGAAGUCGCGGCGGUGCUGAGUAUGCUGCUGAACACUAUUUUCUUCCUGUUUAUGGGGUACAAUCCACCGGCGAAUUCGAUUCCAACGGGCUACAAAUGGCUGUACUACAUCUCCCCCCACACAUACACGUUCGCUAUCUUGGCAUCCAUCGUCUUUGGAGACUGUCCUAGCGAUGGAAAAGGCUUUGAAGUCGGUUGCCAGGUGAUGACUGGAACCCCACCUUCACUUGCUGGCAGCACUACGGUGAAAGAGUAUAUGAACGACGUCUUUCUUGUCGAGCGUGGUGAGUUAUGGACGAAUUGCGGUAUUGUUGUAGCUUUCAUCGUGUUUUUCAGACUACUAGCGCUGCUGUCUCUGCGUUACGUGAAUCAUCAAAAGAAGUAA
Messenger RNA from Phytophthora nicotianae INRA-310, 1932 nucleotides. RefSeq lists its product as hypothetical. Gene Ontology annotation, biological process: transmembrane transport. The record is from RefSeq and is a predicted model, not a curated record. Gene Ontology annotation, cellular component: membrane. The coding region runs from base 1 to 1932 and encodes 643 amino acids. Lineage: Eukaryota; Oomycota; Peronosporomycetes; Peronosporales; Peronosporaceae. Gene Ontology annotation, molecular function: ABC-type transporter activity; ATP hydrolysis activity; ATP binding. The transcript is spliced from 5 exons.